GUAUCACUUUGAUAUUCCAAAUUAAGCCAUAUAUAGAAUCUAUAUAUAAUAUAUCACAGAAAAAUAUAUAGUAAUUUCCACAAUUCUCCAAAAUGGGUGGUUGGAAGCAGUACUUGGCUGGUGUUGCUGCCGCUUUUGGUGCCUUUUGCUUGGGCGCCAGCAUUGGCUGGUCGGGUCCUGUGGAGAAAGAAGUUCGAAUGGGGCUCGCAUACAAAUUCGCACCCACCUCCAUGGAAUGGGGCUGGGUCUCAUCGCUGCUGACAUUGGGAGCUGCCGCCUCUUGCAUCCCCGCUGGCAUUCUAAUUGGCAUAUUUGGACGAAAGAUCACGAUGCUGGGCCUGGCGCCCCCCUUCCUCAUCGGCUGGCUGCUGAUCAUCUUGGCCCAGAAGCCCUUCAUGCUGAUGAUCGGACGUUUCAUUGUGGGAGCCUGUGGCGGAGCCUUCUGCAUCACGGCUCCCAUGUACAACACGGAGAUCGCCGAGCUGAGCAAGCGCGGCGUCAUGGGCUGCUUCUUCCAGUUGCUGAUCGUUCACGGCGUGCUCUACGGCUUCAUCGUGGGUGCCUACGCCAAAGUUAAAUUGAUGAACAUACUCUGCGGCAUCCUGCCUAUCAUCUUCUUUUUGUUCUUCAUGUGGAUGCCGGAAUCGCCCGUCUAUCUGGCCCAGAAGGGCAAGAACGAAAGAGCGGAGAGGUCGCUGAAGUUUCUUCGGGGCAAGGACGCCGACGUUAGUGCGGAGGCUAGCCAAAUGGCAAGCGAAGGCCAAAAGGAGAAGGUCAAACCGAUGCAGGCCCUCUGCCGCAAGACCACUCUCAAGAGCCUGGCCAUCUCGAUGAUGCUGAUGGUGUUUCAGCAGAUUACUGGCAUCAAUGCCAUCAUCUUUUACUCCACUGGGAUAUUCACAGCGGCCGGCACUGGACUCUCGCCCUCAACCUCCACAAUUAUCAUCGGGCUGGUUAUGGUUAUUGCCACCAUUAUCUCGAUUGUUCUGAUCGACAAAGUGGGGCGCAAGAUCCUGCUGCUCGUCUCGGCGGCCCUUAUGUUUAUCACUACCCUCAUCAUGGCCAUUUACUUUCAAUGGCUGACUCAGAAAGACGUUGGCUGGCUGCCCGUGCUUGCUGUUUGCAUCUUCAUCAGUGGAUUCUCAUUUGGAUUUGGACCCGUUCCCUGGCUGUUAAUGGCUGAGCUGUUCGCCGAGGAUGCCAAGCCCGUGGCCGGAGCCAUAGCGGGCACAACCAACUGGAUAUGCGCCUUUAUUGUGACCCUUGCUUUUCCUCUGAUCAAGGACGAAGCUGGUCCUGCUGCCUGCUUCUGGAUCUUCGCCGCAGUCUCCUUUGCUGCCAUCCUUUUCGUUCUGUUCCUGGUGCCCGAGACGAAGGGCAAGACUCUGAACGAGAUCCAAGGACUGAUCGCUGGCGGCAAAAAGGAUUAGAGACUUCAUCCUCAACAUUUUCGUUGUGAUUUACACUUGUAGCAAAUUAUGUUAAUACAAAAGAAAGAUUAUUCUUGUA
Messenger RNA from Drosophila obscura, 1509 nucleotides. RefSeq names its product facilitated trehalose transporter Tret1-like. Lineage: Eukaryota; Metazoa; Arthropoda; Insecta; Diptera; Drosophilidae. Gene Ontology annotation, biological process: carbohydrate transport; transmembrane transport. Gene Ontology annotation, cellular component: membrane. Gene Ontology annotation, molecular function: sugar transmembrane transporter activity. The record is from RefSeq and is a predicted model, not a curated record.